This is a messenger RNA of Closterium sp. Yama58-4, 2001 nucleotides long. The record is from the annotation of a GenBank genome assembly. NCBI's taxonomy places the organism in Eukaryota, Viridiplantae, Streptophyta, Zygnematophyceae, Desmidiales, Closteriaceae.
AUGACAUUGCGGCACGGCCAACGAGUCGCGAAGCCUUCACCACACGACCAAGCGAGUGAGGCUGAACUCGCUUCUCGCGCCGCGCUUCCGCCAAGCGCCUCGGACCACCACUCCAUUCCCACGUUUUCCCUUCCCCCGUCCGCCGUUCCCGCCUCCUCUGCGCACGUUAACGCGCGUCGAGCCGCCUCGGCGUCGGCCGUCACUACCCUCGGCGGUGCUUCCAAUGGGCUACGUGCGAGGAGCCGCAAUGGGAGCUGGAGCUUUCGACGCAGCGGCGUCAAACACGGCGGUAGUCAAGGCAGAAGUCCCGGCGGUAGUCACGGCGGCAUUGACGGCGGCAGCGACGGCGGAAUCACCAGCGGCAGGAGCCUUAGCGGCCGCAUGAUGUCCGGGAUAUUUGGAAAACGGCGCGACGCGAUCCCAGACAGCGGCCCUUUGAGACCCUCGUUUCACGGUGGCAUGGUGCGGCUCGUGUCACACAAUUUUCCGGACAUUCCGCUCGAGGAGAUGAAAUCCGACGCGCUUUGGGGGAAAACGUGGUGGUGGUUCGGACGAGUAUUGGAUCCGCGUACAACGCGUAUGAAGCGAUGGAUGAGAUUCGUCGCGCUGGUUCACUCCGCAUCGCUAGCCGUUGAUCCUUGCUUCCUAUACCUAAUCUCUUACAGUCCGGAAGUGUCAUGCCUAUUUCUGGAAACGAUUUUUUCGAUAGUCCUCAUGGUGCUUCGGAGCGCGUGCGACUUGGUUUUCCUUGUGGAUGCGUUUCUGUCGUUGCGCACGGCUUACGUGUCGAAGGAAGCUAUAGCGAGGGGGCACGGCAGCGAGAUGGUGACUAAUGCGAGGAAGAUUGCCCGGUCGAGGUGUUCCCUUGGCGGGGUGGUCUUCGAUAUCAUCGCGACUUUGCCGAUUCCGCAGGUCUUUGUGUGGGUGAUUGCCCCCAUGCUAAUCCAACUGGACAAGGCUUCAUACGAUUUCUCUACAGGCGGUGUCACUAUAGCCUUCAGCGCUAUCAUUCUACAGUACGUGAUGAAGCUGAUUCUCGCCGCCCGCUUCACCGUGCGAGCGCAGCGGGUCAACGGCUACAUCUUUGGCGCGGCGUGGUGGGGUUUUGCGUUGAACUUCAUCGCAUACAUGAUUGCUGCCCAUGUAUUCGGGUCCCUCUGGUAUCUGCUGGCGUCUGAGCGGGUGGCUACAUGCUUCCAGACGCUGUGCCAGCAGGUCCCCACGUCUGUGUGCAACCCCAAUUACGUGACAUGCCCCGAAGCAUACGAGACAACGACCGCUCAAGUGAGCCCAGCAUGGGCCGCAUGGGGCGCCAACGCUACUCUCGAGACGACGUGCUUCGAGGGGAAUGGGGAUUUCAACUUUGGCAUCUACAACAUGGCAUUGCAGCUGAUGAAGGAAGGCUCUGCUGUUGCCAAGAUCUUCUUUGGACUCUUCUUUGGCAUCAUGACUCUCAGCUCCUUCGGCAAUGCGCUCGUCCCCAGCACCAAUUUUGUGGAAACCACCUUUGCUGUCAUCAUGGUGCUAUCGGGUCUUAUGCUAUUUACCCUGCUCAUUGGGAAUAUUCAGGUUUUCCUUCACAGCAUCACAUCGCGAAUGGAGGAGAUGCAGCUGCGGAGGAGGGACCUGACCUGGUGGAUGAACCGCCACCAGUUGCCACCUGCCCUGCAGAAGCGCGUGCUGCGGCAGGAGCAGCAGAACUUCACUGCGACCAGGGGGAUCGAUGAGGAGGGGCUGAUUCGCAGCAUGCCCAAGAGCGUGCGGCGAGACAUUAAGCGACACCUAUGCCUUGACCUGGUGAAGAAGGUGAGCAGGGGAGGAGAGGAUACCGGGGCAAUUGAGCCUCUAUCUGGUGAGCAGCAGAACUUCACUGCGACCAGGGGGAUCGAUGAGGAGGGGCUGAUCCGCAGCAUGCCCAAGAGCGUGCGGCGAGACAUCAAACGGCACCUGUGCCUUGAACUGGUGAAGAAGGUAGGUGACUUGCUGAGACAGUCUCAGUGA